Messenger RNA from Canis lupus familiaris (dog), 2032 nucleotides. It is a transcript of the gene DMRTA1, whose product is annotated as DMRT like family A1. Gene Ontology annotation, biological process: sex differentiation; regulation of transcription by RNA polymerase II. The record is from RefSeq and is a predicted model, not a curated record. Gene Ontology annotation, cellular component: nucleus. Gene Ontology annotation, molecular function: RNA polymerase II cis-regulatory region sequence-specific DNA binding; DNA-binding transcription factor activity, RNA polymerase II-specific; protein binding. NCBI's taxonomy places the organism in Eukaryota, Metazoa, Chordata, Mammalia, Carnivora, Canidae.
AUGGAGCCGUCGCCGUGUGGCCGCGGGGACCGCGGCGGCAGCGGCCGAGCCCACUUGGCCCCGGGGCUGCUGGCGGCCGCGCCCGCGCCCGCGCCCGCGCCCCCGUCUCCGUCUCCGGCGGUGCCGCUCCCCCCGGCCAUCCCGCUGCCCCCGACGUUCCUGCGGCCCCCCAGCCUGUUCCUGCGGGCAGCCGCGGCCGCCACGGCGGGCGGGGGCUGCGCGGCGGCCCCGGGGCUGGAGAGGGCCGUGGGCGCGGCGGGCUGCGGCUACCCGCGGACGCCCAAGUGCGCGCGCUGCCGCAACCACGGCGUCGUGUCGGCGCUCAAGGGCCACAAGCGCUUCUGCCGCUGGCGGGACUGCGCGUGUGCCAAGUGCACCCUGAUAGCCGAGCGCCAGCGCGUCAUGGCCGCACAGGUGGCGCUGCGCCGGCAGCAGGCGCAGGAGGAGAGCGAGGCCCGGGGGCUGCAGCGGCUGCUGUGCCCGGACCCUGCGCCGGGUCGGGCGGCCGGAGGCGGCGGCAGAGCCGAGGAGGCCGGGGCCCCGAGCGGCCCUGCGGCGGGGGCGGGGGCGGGGGCGGGCACGGGGACGGGGACGCCGCUGGGACUCGGUGCCUCGAGGCAGGCGGGUCUGGCGGCCGCUGCUCUCCAGGUGGGCCGGCCGGAUGACACGGAGCCCAAACAAGAACUAAAAGAGAGUAAAUGUGACUCAUGCCAGAAUGGACAACAAGAGCCAGUCUCUAAAUCCCAUCAGCGUUCUCUGGGAUCAUCUCCUAAGUCUAAUGGGGUCAUUGGAAAACAAAACAUCAGGCCAUCUAUUUCAGAAAGCUCAAACAAGGAAGAUAUUAUUCAGCCUCUUCACCCCGGGGAGCUAUCAGGAGGGGAAGAGAGUCCCAGGUCCCUGUCAUCAUCUGAUCUGGAAUCAGGAAAUGAAAGUGAGUGGGCCAAAGACUUCACUGCUACCAGAGCCAGCCUUUCCACGCUGUCCUCAAGACCAAGAGACCCUCUUGAUAUCCUAACCAGGAUUUUCCCAAGUUAUAGGCGUAGCCGGCUAGAAGGCAUUUUACGCUUCUGCAAAGGAGAUGUGGUUCAAGCCAUUGAACAGGUCCUAAAUGGGAGAGAACAUCAACCAGACACCAGGGACUUAGCAAACUCAGGAGAAUUGGAAAAUACAGCUUUUCAGAGAGCUUCAAACUUUAGUUUAGGUGGAAUUGGUUUCGGAACUCUGGGGAAUAAAUCAGCUUUCUCUCCUCUUCAAACUGCUUCUGCUUCUUAUGGAGGUGAUUCAGGUGUCUACAGCUUAAAUCCUAGACUAGGUAUCAAUCCAUUACGCCUGGCAUAUUCCUCUCCAGGAAGAGGGCUCUCUGGUUUUAUGUCUCCUUACCUAACUCCGGGGUUGGUACCAGCAUUGCCUUUUCGGCCUGCUUUGGAUUAUGCCUUUUCAGGAAUGAUUAGGGAGUCUUCCUACCUUCCCAGCAAAGACUCAGUAACUGGUGGCAGAUUGUAUUCCAGGCCAAAUCAGGACAAUCUGUAAUAUUUCUGCCUAUUCUCCCUUUCUGGAGUAUUUCUAGAAGCAGGCAACACAACCCACACACCCACAUCUAUUAAUAUGUACGCUAUGUAUGUGAGAGGCUUACUAGACCUUAAAAUGCUAUUUUUUUUUACAGCCAAUAUGAUAAAUUUAAGAUCUAAGGAUUCUUCUUCAGCAUUUAUUAAGUGAAAGAAGCAUUUAAACAUUAUAUGUGCCUUGAAUAAAGUCAUUUCAGGAAAUAUUUUUACCUUUAUGAAUUAUCUCCCUAAAAUAUCGGUUGUAGAAUCCCUAUUUUAAAACUAUACUUGUUUUUAUUUUAUUGAAAAAUUGAAUUUAUAGUUGUAAAAUACAUUUAUGAGUGUAAAGCAACCCAACAUAUAAAAUAAACUGAAAGGAAAAAUUAAAAAGUUGAGGUAAUUCCAAAUGACUAUUACUUUGAACUUUUUCUUUCCGUCUAUUCCUUGUAAAUGGGAGAGAAAAAAGCUAUUCAAGCUUUUUUAAAGCA